Penicillium roqueforti is the source of this 1011-nucleotide messenger RNA. RefSeq lists its product as uncharacterized. NCBI's taxonomy places the organism in Eukaryota, Fungi, Ascomycota, Eurotiomycetes, Eurotiales, Aspergillaceae. The transcript has 2 exons. The record is from RefSeq and is a predicted model, not a curated record. Bases 1 to 1011 code for a protein of 336 amino acids.
AUGGAUAGACCACAAAAAACGGAAGGCACGAUGGGAGAGGCAAACCUGUCAAUCGGUUCUAACCUCGAUUCUACCUCUGCGUCCAGAGGCUCAGAGACCACUACAACUACGCCCCCAUCCCAAUCAUCGUACCAGCCGUUUCUUGGAGAGUCGAACGAUCUUGUCGUGCCCCCUAACGCAAGAAUAAUUCGCCCGCGCUCCCUGAAUGAUAUCUACGACGCAAUUGAAGACCUAAAGGCUGAAUUAGACACACAUACCGUCGAGACACAUACCCCCCGACCAUCACAAUUUAUCUGGGCUUAUCAAAUUCCGCAAGGCCUCUUUACCCAGAUAGAAACAGACCUUGAACUCUUUCCCGGUGUUCGAACCACGAUCGCACACAACGAUUUCGCUGUAUUAUUGAAAAUCAUGCCGGGUCGUCAGCGUGAACGAAUCACUGGGAAUUUCCGUGUUAUCGUUAUGGGCCACCUCAAUGCUAUGGGCUUGUCCUUGCAGAACGGAGAUUUCACUGACCAAGGCGCCGAAAUAACUCGCGGAUUUCUACAAAGUAAGGAGCCCGAUUGGGCAUUCGGUCCGUACGACGCACGUAUCAAUUCAGCGGCAGACGAAUAUCCUGCCACCGAAUAUCCCUCCCUCAUUCUUGAAACUGGCUUUUCUGAAUCCUUGGGCCAACUCCAACUGGAUGCCCAUUGGUGGUAUAGAAAUACCACCCAAGAAACCAAAAUCGUCGUGUUAAUCGAUGUGGCAAGCGACAAUCCGUACCGCGUCAAUUUUGAAGUUUGGACUGAGGUUCCUAACCAGUCCCAUGCCCCUGUAACCAGAAAUUGUCCGGCCGAAGUUGUUCAAUGCACCCAGAGAGCGACAUUGCAGAACGGGGUGGUCACAGGUGGCCCUUUGAUUCUUAGUUUCCCCACUCUUAUGCGGCGAGCGCCGCGGGCUGGCGAGCACGACAUUGUUCUAGGGGCUGCUGAUUUGGCGAUCAUCGGUGCCCGACCACGCCCUGCCCCUUAA